GUCAGCAGCGACCCUGGGGUCUGGGUCCCCUGUGUCGCCCCCGCCCGCCUGCAACGCCCGGCACCCGCCCAGGAGCGCGCAGCUGGGGUGCUAGGGAUAUAUACUUGAGCAAGAGAGACCACAGCUCUUGUUCCCGCUGAUCCUGCAGCCCAGUGGAUGGAGUCCAGAGUCUACAGAUCUGCCAGGAAAGAAAAAAAAUUCCUGAUGUCUGGUCCAAGCAGGAAUUCCCCAGUGGAUUGGGGAAUGACCGGCUUUUCCUCAGCUUAUUGAUCUCUGUGGUAACCACUGGAGGCCCCCAGAAGACCCAUAGUAAUGAGAGGCCUGAGGUCUACAAGUUGCUGCUAGAAAUAUUUUAGCCUCUCCAAAACCCAGAAUGCAGCCCCGACCCAAGUUUGUAAGGGUUCUUGGUGCACGCUGACCGCGCGCGGACGGACGCGCCGUUUGCUCCAGGUCCGGAUCUGGGCGCUGCCGUAGCAACGUCCUGGACGCCCAGACGUUAGGCCGCCGCCGCCGCGGAAGCAAGGAACCCGGCCUUCUCCCGCUCCUGAGGGCUGUGGCGGCGGCGGCCCGGGAGGCGGCCCAGGCUGGGUAGAGACCGCCCGGCUCCUCCUAUGCAAGCUGAGGCAGCGGAUUGGCUUUCAAGCAUGCCCUUCCAGAAGCAUGUCUACUACCCGCUCGCCAGCGGCCCAGAGGGGCCCGACGUCGCUGUGGCCGCCGCCGCCGCCGCGGGCGCAGCCUCCAUGGCCUGUGCGCCCCCCAGCGCGGCUUCGGGGCCCCUGCCCUUCUUCCAGUUCAGACCGCGGCUGGAGAGUGUGGACUGGCGGCGGCUGAGCGCCAUCGACGUGGACAAGGUGGCGGGGGCCGUGGACGUGCUGACGCUGCAGGAGAACAUCAUGAACAUCACCUUCUGCAAGCUGGGAGACGAGAAGUGCCCACACUGCCAGUCGGGGGUGGACCCGGUGCUGCUGAAGCUCAUCCGUCUGGCGCAGUUCACCAUCGAGUACUUGCUGCACUCACAAGAGUUCCUCACCUCGCAGCUGCACACCCUGGAGGAGCGGCUGCGCCUGAGCCACUGCGACGGCGAGCAGAGCAAGAAGCUGCUCACCAAGCAGGCGGGGGAGAUGAGGACGCUCAAGGAAGAGUGCAAACGCAGGAAGAAGAUGAUCUCCACCCAGCAGCUGAUGAUUGAGGCCAAAGCCAACCAGUGCCAUUUUUGUGACAAGGCCUUUAUGAACCAAGCUUUUCUACAAAGUCACAUUCAGCGCCGCCACGCUGAAGAAAAUUCUCGUUUCGAGUAUCAGAAAAAUGCACAGAUUGAGAAGCUCCGGAGUGAGAUCGUCGUAUUGAAGGAAGAGCUGCAGCUCACCAGGUCUGAGCUAGAGGCUGCACACCAUGCCAGUGCGGUCAGAUUCUCCAAGGAAUAUGAAAUGCAGAAAGCGAAAGAGGAAGACUUUUUGAAGUUAUUUGGUAGGUGGAAAGAAGAAGAAAAGGAGAAACUAGUUGAUGAAAUGGAAAAAGUCAAGGAGAUGUUUAUGAAGGAAUUUAAAGAAUUAACUUCGAAGAAUUCAGCAUUAGAAUAUCAACUGUCAGAAAUCCAGAAGUCCAAUAUGCAGAUCAAGUCCAACAUAGGCACAUUAAAAGAUGCCCACGAGUUUAAAAAAGACCGUUCUCCAUAUCCCCAGGAUUUCCAUAAUGUCAUGCAGCUUCUUGAUAGUCAGGAAAGCAAAUGGACAGCUCGAGUUCAAGCUAUUCAUCAAGAACACAAGAAAGAGAAGGAUCGGCUCCUGUCACAUACAGAGAAACUUCCAACCUCAAUGAUAGAUGAACUAAAUGCAAGCAAUGUUUUCUACAAGAAAAGGAUAGAAGAGCUAGGGCAGAGACUCCAGGAGCAGAACGAGCUGAUUAUAACUCAGAGACAGCAGAUUAAAGACUUUACCUGUAAUCUAUUAAACAGUGUCAGUGAACCCAAAGGAAAUCCUUUAGCCUGGCAGGCUUUUGAAUCUCAGCCAGCUGCUCCAGCUGUGCCUAUGAAUGCCCCAGCCAUGCACACUUUGGAAACUAAAUCAAGUCUGCCAAUGGCGCAUGAACAGGCAUUCUCGUCGCACAUACUAGAACCAAUAGAAGAACUUUCAGAAGAAGAAAAAGGAAGGGAAAAUGAACAGAAAUUAAAUAACAAAAUGCAUUUAAGGAAAGCUUUGAAGAGUAACUCCUCCCUCACUAAGGGACUAAGAACAAUGGUGGAGCAGAACUUGAUGGAGAAACUGGAAACCUUGGGGAUUAAUGCAGAUAUACAUGGCAUUUCAAGUGAUCAAUUGCAUAGAGUACUAAAAAGUGUGGAAUCAGAAAGACAUAAGCAAGAAAGAGAAAUACCUAACUUUCAUCAAAUUCGAGAAUUCCUUGAACAUCAAGUCAGCUGUAAAAUUGAGGAGAAAGCACUACUCUCUUCAGAUAAGUGCAGUGUUUCUCAAAUGGAUACCCUUUCAACUGGAGAAGUACCCAAAAUGAUACAACUUCCUUCCAAAAACAGACAAUUGAUUAGACAAAAAGCUGUUUCUACUGAUAGGACAUCUGUUCCAAAAAUUAAGAAAAAUAUCAUGGAAGAUCCUUUUCCCAGAAAGUCUUCAACUAUUACGACCCCUCCUUUUAGUUCAGAGGAGGAGCACGAGGACGAUGACCUCAUCCGGGCAUACGCAUCCCCAGGCCCACUUCCUGUGCUGCCAUCGCAAAGCAAGGGCAGCUUCGGGAAGAACACAGUGAAAAGUGACGCGGACGAGACCGAGGGAAGCGAAAUCGAGGACACUGAUGAUUCUCCCAAGCCCGCAGGAGCCGCCAUUAAAACACCUACUGAAAAAGUUGAAAAGAUGUUUCCACAUCGCAAAAAUGUGAAUAAACCAGUCGGUGGAACUAAUGUUCCUGAGAUGUUUAUCAAAAAAGAAGAAUUACAAGAACUAAAGUGUGCGGAUGUGGAGGAUGAAGACUGGGACAUACCAUCCCUAGAGGAAGAGAUAUCUUUGGGAAAAAGAUCUGGGAAAGAACAGAAGGAAUCUCCACCUGUGAAAAAUGAACCGCAUUUUGCUCAUGUGCUAAAUGCCUGGGGCGCAUUUAAUCCUAAGGGGCCAAAGGGAGAAGGACUUCAAGAAAAUGAAUCAAGCACAUUAAAAAGCAGCUUAGUAACUGUGACUGAUUGGAGCGACACUUCAGAUGUCUAAUUCCACAUGUCAGGAGAUUCUUCCAGAAGCCAGCAGUAUUUCAGUAUCACAGUGUUUCAGUAACUUGCCUCCAUGAUUCCAGUGCUUCUGCCUUACCGUACUUCCCACAGCAACACAGAGACUGAUUCAAAGAACAAUGGUCUCUUUAAUGGCACCUAAUACAGUAUUGAAAAUCAGAUCAUCAACAGUAUUUCGAAGUAUAUAAAGGUGUUUAAGACCUCUGCUGCUGCUUAAAAAUAACAUGUCAUUGAAGUCAUAAAAAGUUUUUUCUUCAGAACGGUA
Messenger RNA from Symphalangus syndactylus (siamang), 3491 nucleotides. RefSeq names its product cilium assembly protein DZIP1-like. Gene Ontology annotation, biological process: cilium assembly. The record is from RefSeq and is a predicted model, not a curated record. NCBI's taxonomy places the organism in Eukaryota, Metazoa, Chordata, Mammalia, Primates, Hylobatidae. Gene Ontology annotation, cellular component: ciliary basal body; cytoplasm.